Molecule: messenger RNA, 841 nt
Organism: Phaeodactylum tricornutum CCAP 1055/1
Lineage: Eukaryota; Bacillariophyta; Bacillariophyceae; Surirellales; Neidiaceae
Exons: 3
Coding region: 6-713 (235 amino acids)
Source: RefSeq, a predicted model, not a curated record
GAAGUAUGAGAGUACUCUCCACCGUUUUAGCCUUGCUGGCGGCAACUGUUUCUGUAGAGGCUUUCGCUCCAGCGAAUCUUAAGCCUGUCCGACCUUCUCUUUUCGCGCAGCGGUCGGAUAGUAUCGAUGGCAUUCAGGCUAUGAAGAAUCUAGCAGUUUCCGCAGCCGUGGCUUUUAUUCUUGUAUCAUCUCCUUCUGCUUCUCUAGCGGAUGGUCAAACGAAAGACUUCAAGCUACCACCUAUUGACUACGCGGAUAAGAAUCGCUGCGUCUUGAACAGCAGCAGUAUGGGGCAGGCCAACGCGGCCCGUGACAAGCUCUUGGAUCUCCGGGAGUGCAAGAUCGCGGGCGCCAAGGCAACUGGGUACGAUCUUUCGGGUGUGAUCAUGACAAACACGGAUGCUUCCAACGCCAACUUUGCCGAAGCGUAUUUCAGCAAAGGAUAUCUUCGCGAUAGCAUGUUGGACGGCGCCGACUUUACGAAUGCAAUUGUAGAUCGAGCCACCUUCAAAGGGUCCUCUUUGCGAGGAGCUAUUUUUGCCAAUGCCGUUUUAACUGGCACAGGAUUUGAAGGCGCCGACGUGGAGAAUGCCGACUUUACUGACGCGUACAUCGGUGACUUCGACAUUCGUCUGCUUUGCAAGAACCCGACCCUCAAGGGUGAGAAUCCCAAGACGGGUGCGGAUACUCGCAUGUCGGCGAACUGCAAAUAAAGAACUGCGUGCCAUCUAGAUUCUGCUGGAUACAUUCGAUUGAGGCCGAUCCCUGCAGCACCGUUUCUAUCAACUUGAUUGGUAUGAGAAAGCUAAUUUGUAACAAGUAGCGAUUCUUUUCAUAUUAG